AAUAAUAAAAUAUCUAAAAACUUCUAUCGGCAACAGACUCCCUUAAUAUUCCUUCGUUUCCCCUUGAUAGAAGUGAAAAACCCCAACCAACUCCAAUACAAUAGAGUAAUAAUUAAUAACGACAUUUCCAUGCCCAUCAUCUCUCCCUCUCCCUCAUGCCAAACUCAAAUCUCCACAAUGUUCAUCACCCUAAGAACGUCACCGUCUCUCUUUCACCGAUACAGCCUCCAUUUCCGCUCCUCUAAUUCCUCGAAAUACAAAUACCGCUGCCUUCUUGACCAAAUUGCCCCCGUUUCCGCCAACGUCAUCGCUGCCGCCGUCGCCUCCUCUGGUUCUGGCUACCUCCAUGGUGCAGUUACCUCUGCAAUAACUCACGUAGCUGUUACCGCCGUCGCUAUUGCCUCCGGCGCUUGCCUUUCCACCAGGGUGGAUUUUUUAUGGCCCAAAGUAGAAGAACAACCUGGUUGUUUUAUAGUGGAUGGGGUUGAUGUGACUGGGUACCCGAUAUUUAAUGAGGCCAAGGUGGUUAAGGCUAUUGCAUUUGCUAAGAAAGCUCACCAUGGCCAGUUUCGCAAAACUGGAGACCCUUAUUUCACUCACUGUAUCCAUACUGCUAGAAUCUUGGCUAUGUUGGUUCCAUCUACUGGCAAACGAGCCAUCGACACCCUUGUUGCUGGGAUUCUCCAUGAUGUGGUUGAAGAUACAAGCGAGAGUUUACUCAGUAUAGAAGAAAACUUUGGUGAGGAUGUAGCAAAGUUAGUAGCUGGUGUUUCCAAAAUUAGUUACAUAAAUCAGCUGCUAAGGAGACAUCGUAGGCUAAAUGUGAACCAGGGUACCCUUGGUCAUGAUGAGGCAAAUAAUUUACGAGUGAUGCUCUUGGGCAUGGUUAAUGAUCCACGUGUGGUGCUCAUCAAGCUUGCAGAUCGUCUUCACAACAUGAGAACCAUUUAUGCCUUGCAACCUUUAAAGGCUCGAGCUUUAGCUGAAGAGACCUUGCUUAUUUGGUGCUCACUUGCUUCCAGACUGGGUUUGUGGGCAUUGAAAGCAGAGCUGGAAGAUUUAUGUUUUGCAGUUCUUCAGCCACAGCUAUUUCAAAAAAUGCGGGCUGACCUAUCUUCCAUGUGGAGCUCUAGAAAUAGACCUGGAUAUCUGAGAAGAAUUAUAGCUUGGAAUGAGAAAAAUUCAAUUCUUGGUUGUGAAAAUUCCGUGACAAUUGACAAAGAUGUCUCGACCAUGAAGGAUCUUUUAGAAGCUGUAGUGCCUUUUGAUAUCUUGCUAGAUCGAAGAAAACGGUCUAAAUUUCUUAAUGAUCUUGGCCUAACAUCAGAGACUCAAACACAACCCAAGGUUGUGCAGGAUGCUGGAAUUGCUUUAGCAUCUCUUGCUGUUUGCGAGGAAAUGCUGGAGCGGGAGCUAUUUAUAUCAACUUCUUAUGUUCCUGGAAUGGAAGUAACUUUAUCUAGCAGACUGAAAAGCUUGUAUAGCAUCUAUAGCAAGAUGAAACGGAAAGAUGUUAGCAUCAAUAAAGUAUAUGAUGCCCGUGCUUUGAGAGUGGUUGUUGGAGACAAAAAUGGAACUUUGCAUGGACCUGCUAUUCAGUGUUGCUACAGUCUUCUUGACAUUGUGCAUAGGCUUUGGACUCCAAUAGAUGGUGAACUUGAUGAUUACAUUAUUAAUCCAAAGCCUAGUGGUUAUCAGUCUCUACAUACUGCAGUACAAGGCCCCGAUAAUGCACCUUUGGAAGUCCAAAUAAGAACACAGAAAAUGCACGAGUAUGCUGAACAUGGACUUGCUGCUCACUGGCUUUACAAAGAAACUGGAAACACGUUGUCUUCCAUUGGAAGUACUGAUGAAUCUGAAACUGAAGCAUCCUCAUAUCUUUCCAAAGAUAUUGAUGAUCAAACUUCCAUGGAAGAUGAUCAGUUUCAAAAGUACAGAUCCCUCAAAGCAGGACAUCCUGUCCUUAGAGUGGAAAGAAGUCACUUACUUGCUGCUGUUAUAAUCAGAGUAGAAAAGGGUGGAAGAGAAUUGCUUGUUGCUGUUAGCUUUGGAUUGGCAGCUUCUGAAGCAGUAGCUGAUAGAAGAUCUUCUUUUCAAAUAAAGCAAUGGGAAGCUUAUGCAAGAUUAUAUAAGAAGGUAUCUGACGAGUGGUGGUGUGAGCCAGGACAUGGUGAUUGGUGUACUUGCCUUGAAAAAUAUACAUUUUGUCGUGAUGGUAUGUACCACAAGGGAAAAGCUUGUUAAGAGCUAGAAGUUAGGCCAAAGACUUAAAGACAGGUGUGUUGGAGUGUGGAGCGGGUCUGUUAUUUGGUGUCAAUUUUUAUUGGUUAUUUAUUAUAACUUUUACUUUUUCUCAAGGAGUUGACCUUUUGUUGUUAUUGUUUAUGGAAAUAUGUAUUGUAUAUGAGAACUAGAUUAUUACCCUAAGGACUAAACGAUGUGGGUUUCUUGAUCACUUGGUCAAGUAACCUUUAAUGAAGUUGAAAUAUAACUCAAAAAGUUGAAAAACUAGGUUUUAUAAAAUAAUGAUAUAGAGGUAAACCCGGUACAUGAGAACCAAAAGUAUUGGAAUAAACUUGGACUCAGAUAUAACUCUAUACCUAACAACUCGAAGUAUGCAAAUGAUGCCACGAAACCAGUUAAUUUUCAAUAAGAUGGUUGUACGGGUUUUUUUUUUUGAGAAGGAUGUUCUACCAUAAACAAUCAAAAGGAAGAAACUUGCGUUUAUUAUCAUUAAGUUGCUGAAAUUUAUGACUCCAAAAACAUUAUAUAGUCUCAUCUAAAUGACCCUAAUGCAUCAUUUUUAGAUUAGAAGCCAAUGGGCCCAAUCUAAGGAUUAACUACCAAAGUCCAAUAAUGAAGUAAACCCUGAACAAUAUUUAAUGUGCCAUAACUAAUCCAAAUUAAAAAUAAUUGUUCAACUUAAAAUAAAAAAAAUAGGAUAAUAAAAAUAAAGUCUUCAUGCUAGAAUUUCUCCAUGUAGCUAAAAUCUCAAGCUCUCCUGAGUGGUGUUUUGGUCGAAACUUUUAGUGUUAGGAAUUCAUUCAACUAGGAAACUUUAUUUUGAUUGCUAUAAUUUUCUUUCUUAUAUUGCCCAUUUUUAGUCUUGUUGAUGUGCUAAGAAUACCUGCAAAAUAAGAAAAAAAAAAAAACCCAAGAAAAAGAUCUUCUUAGAUGCCAUCACAUCAACUCCAUGUGGGAUUUGAAAUCCUUGCAAAGCAUGAACUCCAUUUAUUCAAUGAAUCUAGACCAUAGUAGGAAUCCUUGUAGCCCAAGUUUAUGCAUAAGUUUAGGGUCUAAAUAAGUAUCAUUUAAUCUGCAUUUGUUGUUCAAAAUUAAACCAUUACACAUCUUGAUUGAUUGGGCUGAAAAUAGUCAAAAAAGAACAUUUUGUCGACGAAUAUGCCAAAACAGUAACAAUAAUUUUGACCAAUUUAAAUAAUAUGUUUUGAACUUUGAUUGACUUGAAACUUUACCACAAUGUAGUUUCAUGUGUCUAGUAUUUCUCUGUAAAAUUUCAGCUUGCUUUCAUAUAUGGUUUGAGAGAUAUGCUCGAUUUCGUAAAACUAGUCAGUAGACAUUUCAAGUCAAAAUUCGGACUUAACCUUGUUUGUAUCAUCACCUCUCUCUUCAAAAGGAUUCUUUCUUGAAUCUAUAACAUGAAGAUCAUCUCUUGAAGAAAACAAAUGAGUUUCAAGCUGAAAAAUAGCAUCAUCAUUAAAGUUCGGAAGAACUUUGUUAGCAAAGAAGAUCUCUUUGAUAUACAAGCGUCUCCCUCAUAUACUAGCUCAUUUUCAGCCAUCUUUUCCUUUAAUUUCAGCCAUCUUUAUCUUCAAUUUCAGUUGCUGAUUAAAUAUUUGCCUAGGUGUCAAAGUUGCAAGAGUUUAGGCCUUCCAUCUAUCUCAAAUGAAUAUUUGUUAAUCCAUCAUUCAUAACUCUUCUAUUAUACUGUCAUGGUCUACCAAGCAACAAAUGACUAUCUUGUAUUAACAACAUUUCAUAUAACACUUCAUCAUAAUAUUUACCAAUUUAAAAAACAACUAAAAUCUGCUUAUUCACGUUCACCUCACCACUAUUAUUCUAUCACUGUAAUUUAUAAGGCAUGUAAUAUUUGUUAUUGUGCAAGUUUAACAUUUUUACUAAUUUAGUACUGGUUACAUUAGUGCAACUACCACCUUUUAAAAUUAAGUUAUAUACCUUAUUCUGAACGUGACAUCUUGUGUGGAAUAUAUUCUCUCUCUGAUUUUUCAAAUCAUCCACCUUGACAUGCAUAUUCAGUGCUCUCAUCAUCACAAGUGUUUCCCUAAACCUUAUACUCAACACAAACAUCAUCUGCGUCUUCUAAUGGUGAUAUCUUUUCCUCUUCAUCCUCCCCAUCAGUCUCAACCUUAUUAUUGGUUUUCAUAAUCAUGACUCUUUUGUCUAGAUAUUGUGAAGCAACAUGAUCUAAACCCAAAUAAUGAAAGCAUUUAAUAUCAUGGUUACGAGAAGUAGAAGUAUCAUUGUUACCUUUACCAGUGCCUAAGAUGUCUUUCUUCUCUCUUGUGUAUUCGAUUUUUACCCUCAUCAUUCGGCUGUGAUGGACCAGCCCUGAUGUUAGCCUUGCAAUUAGGUUUUCAAGUUGUUGAAGGGCUUAAUCAUUGGCUUUGCUGAAUGGUACCUUUCUGUUUAAGUUGUCUCUUCACCUUCAUGACCAUAUGAACCAUUUCCUCCGACUCCACAUAAUGAUGCAAUUCCACAAUAUGAGUUAUAUCAUUAUUAAUUCCAUUCAUGAAUCUAGCCAUGGUAGCCUUUCUAUCUUCCUCAACAUUAAUCCGAAUCAUAACAAGUUUUAUCUCUUUAAAGUACUAAUCAACAAUCUUUGAUACAACUCUUUAUAGUAAUGGCUAGGCAUAAAUGUCAUCCUAAUCCAUCUUAUUCUAAGUAUCAAUUUGCCUCUUUUAAUUCUUCUUAUGGUUUGUCACCAACUAAUCUCACAACACAAUGACAUAGUCAUUAUAAACAAUCACAACAAAAUUGAUUUUCUUGAGCUUCAAAUAAUCAUGAUAGAAAAAAAAAAAAUCCAUUCCACUUUCUUCCACUCUAAAUAAGCUCCCAUAUCAUUCUUUCUCUAAAAAACCAAUAUUUUCAACUUUAUUGUAUCAAAAUCUUCACCAAACUCAAUAUUAUGGUCACCAUACCUGUAAUUACUUCUUUGGUAGAAAUUAUCAUCAUAUCUAUCAUCUUCAUACUAAUAAUUCCGCUGCUGUCCAAACUGUUCCCAUGGCCCAAUGACAUAUUAUCAAAAUCAAUAUCACUCAUGUCCAUAGUAUGAGCUCCAAACUCAUCCACAUUGGUGCUAACUCAUCUAACAACCCUUAUAAUAUUAAAUUCUCUUUGCUCAAGUCUAUUUUGAACCUCAUCUUGAUCAUUAGCACACUGCCUUUCCAACCUAGACAACCUAUCUCCAAAUUUAUUGGCUUUUUGAUCCAUUUAUUGAUUCAUAAUUCGCAGUUGAUUUCCAAUCUUAUUUUCUUUUCUCUGUGGUGCCAUGUUAUUGCUUGACUUAGACAUCUUUGAAUAAAAAAAUGCUGGUUAGUUGACAA
Molecule: messenger RNA, 5585 nt
Organism: Populus euphratica (Euphrates poplar)
Lineage: Eukaryota; Viridiplantae; Streptophyta; Magnoliopsida; Malpighiales; Salicaceae
Product: probable GTP diphosphokinase RSH2, chloroplastic
Exons: 19
Coding region: 130-2244 (704 amino acids)
Biological process (GO): guanosine tetraphosphate metabolic process
Cellular component (GO): chloroplast
Source: RefSeq, a predicted model, not a curated record